AUGUCCGAAAAUGUUUUUAUUCGAUUAGGAGCUUUGAGAAUCAAUCCAAUUAUUGAUAAUAAUAAUGAUACAUCAAAUAUAUAUACUCCUGGUGAAACGAUAACAUGUCAAACAGGAUUUAUGCGUGGUCACGGAACUUAUGUAGAUGAUGAUAACAACGCAUUAAAAGCUUCUGUGGCUGGUAGUGUAGAACAAGUUAAUAAACUUAUAUCUAUGCGUCCUCUCAAAUCAAGAUAUUUUGGAGAAAUAGGAGACGUUAUUGUAGGAAGAAUUACUGAAGUCCAACAGAAGCGAUGGAAAGUUGAUACAAAUUCUAGGUUAGAUUCCAUUCUUUCCCUCUCCUCCGUUAAUUUACCAGGAGGAGAGUUAAGAAGAAGAUCUGUGGAAGAUGAACAAAUGAUGAGAAAAUAUUUACAAGAAGGAGAUUUAAUUUCUGCUGAAAUACAAAAUAUUUUAUCGGAUGGAACUCUUCAGUUGUACACGAGAAGUUUAAAAUAUGGUAAAUUAUCACAGGGUAUCUUGCUCAAAGUUUUUCCUUCAUUGGUUAGAAGAAGUAAAACACAUUUUCAUAGUUUACCAUGCGGUGCGAAUAUUAUAUUAGGCAAUAAUGGAUUUAUAUGGAUUACACCGGCUGCCUUGGAAGACAAAAAAGGAGGUUUCACUCAAGAUUUAAAAUAUAAAGUUUCCAAAACUGAUAGAAUAGUUUUAAGUAGAUUAAGAAAUUGUAUUCUUGCUCUUGCUAAUUCGAAAAUGCCUUUGUACGAUACAAGCGUCAUGUAUGCUUAUGAAGAAUCACAAAAAUACACUGUAUCGGAAUUAUUAGCACCUGAACCAAUGUUAGAUGUUGCAGUACUUACAACUUUAAGGCUUCAAAUGAUCGAGGAUGAAUAA
Molecule: messenger RNA, 891 nt
Organism: Pediculus humanus corporis (human body louse)
Lineage: Eukaryota; Metazoa; Arthropoda; Insecta; Psocodea; Pediculidae
Product: Exosome complex exonuclease RRP4, putative
Exons: 5
Coding region: 1-891 (296 amino acids)
Biological process (GO): TRAMP-dependent tRNA surveillance pathway; U4 snRNA 3'-end processing; CUT catabolic process
Cellular component (GO): nuclear exosome (RNase complex); cytoplasmic exosome (RNase complex)
Molecular function (GO): RNA binding
Source: RefSeq, a predicted model, not a curated record